Messenger RNA from Prunus armeniaca (apricot), 783 nucleotides. The record is from the annotation of a GenBank genome assembly. NCBI's taxonomy places the organism in Eukaryota, Viridiplantae, Streptophyta, Magnoliopsida, Rosales, Rosaceae.
AUGAACUUUUGGGUUGCAAAUUCUAGGAGGUCCAAUAAGCCUGCUCUUGUAAUGCUUCAUGGGUAUGGUGGCAAUUCAAAGUGGCAAUUCAUCCAUCAAGUGGGUUCACUUUCUCAAAGUUUCAAUCUGUACAUACCUGAUCUAUUGUUCUUUGGCAAAUCCUACACCAACAGGCCAGAAAGGACAGAGGUUUUCCAAGCAAAAUGUGUGGCAGAAGGGUUGAAGAGAUUAGGGGUGGAGAGAUUUGCUGUUUACUCUAUAAGUUAUGGAGGGUAUGUGGCAUAUUGGAUGGCUGAGAUGUAUCCAGAGUUGGUGGAGAAAGUUGUGGUUGUGAGUUGUGGGGUUGGGAUGACAGAGGAGCAGAAAAGAGAGCAGAUCAAUAAGGUUGGAAGCAAUGCAUUGAAUCUCCUUGUACCUGAAAGUGCUCAUGAUCUGAGGCUCUUGGUGAAUUUGACGAUGCAUAAACCUGGCCCUUCUAAGUGGGUCCCUGAUAUUUUCCUUCAUGGGUUCAUCAAUGUGACCUAUAAACAACACAGGAAGGAGAAAUUAGAGCUGGCAGAGCACUUGCUGAGGAAAAAAGCAGAUAUAGACCUUCCCAUUCUAACUCAGGAAACACUGAUAAUCUGGGGAGACAAGGAUGAUGUCUUCCCUGUGUACUUGGCCUAUCAGCUGCAAAGGCAGUUGGGGCCAAAAUCAAAGGUGGAGAUAAUCAAGGACACAGGUCAUGCAAGACUGCUGUUGGCCACAGAUGGAGCAAAAAUCUACAGCUGUGAGAUGGUCUAG